AAAAACAAUCCAUCACUGGACCCUCUGUCACUAUCAUCCAUGUGUCUUUUGCCCAGAAAACAUUUAUCUAAUUUUUCCUCACAUGGCAGCUUCUGAAAAUGAGUCAUAAAUAUUAUAAUAGUGUUUCUCUCUGAACGUCACAGAAGACUGGUUGUUAAUGGGCCAGCAUGACCCCUGACUCAGAGUGUGCGUGUGUGUUUGUCAGGGUUCCUAUGCGCAUGCUACGCUGUUGAGAGGUGUAAAUUGAAGGUCUUGUGCCGCACACACACAUACACCCACACACAGAUGUAAGAUCAAAGGAAAUGAUUGUUUUCUCGGAUAUCAGAUUAACCUAAUCCCAGGCCUGGCACAGGUGUUGGAUUGUUUUCCAAAUUUUCAAAGGUCAAGUGUGUGUUUUUAGAAGUUGAUCCCAGGGGAAAGUCCUUCUUUUUGACUAAUUAAACAGAUCUGUCCUUCAAAGACCACGUGUUGGCUUGUUUCAGAUUUAAGAAGUGAAGUCUCUCUGGUGACACUUUUAAUGAGCACAGUGUAAAAUCGAAAUCACAGAAUGGAAAUGGUAAUAAUGUGCUGUGACAGUAGUAAUAGCUCGGUCAUUAGGAGUGGCACAAAGGCCGUGCACAUGGUCCAGCUUUCUUUCUUUGUCCCCACCUCAUUAAAUCCAAACCCAAAGAUUGAGACGCGGACUGUUUUUACAGAAAAGACGCUCAAAUAUAAGCAACCGAGGUUUGCUGAAACACUCUGCCCAAUUAGGAAAGUGUUGAUUGACAGACAAACUGUCUUUGUGUGGAGACAUUCACAGACGGUCAAGCAGCUGAUGCCACCUUGAGACCUUGAGUGUGUGUUUUUGAGUGAAUGUAUAAGGGAUAGAAAACAGGCUAGAGAGACAGAUAGAAAACUGAUGCAAUAGUUUGUGUCACCUUGCAGUUUUAUUCAAAUCUUGUUUCACUGCAAGAUUUUGGUUGGGAAAGGGACACAACAGACGCAGUGUGUAAUCCUUAUCAAAUCUGAGAAAUGCACGGGAGUGUUAGAAAAUAGAGAAAGCAGCAGUGUUUGCUGAGAUUUGGGAAUGUGGCAGCAGGCAACUGUGAAAAAAAUAACACAAAAUCACAUGUUUGAUAAAUCCAUAUCCAAAUUUUGGAUAUGCACCCUUUUGUUAUGGUAAAAGAAAAACAGUCAGACAACAAGGGAAACAGUAUUGUGCCUCUUUCACAUGAAAAUGUUCAGUAGCUCUGCCUCCUGAAAAUUUUCAAAGCUGGUUCCUUUGCAGCGUAAAGGGACUCGCAGAGGGCAGGACGUGGCUUCAACUCAGAGUUAAGGAUUUAACUCAGAGUUUGUUGAACCACCUACGUGAAACGGACCCCAGAUCAGCUGAGACCUAUGCUAUCAUAUCAGAGCUAUGUUUGAAUUGAUGGAUGUGCUGUGUAACAUUUUUGCUGUCUUUGUCUUGAAGAUGAUUCUUCUCCUUAAAACCAUAUAUAAAUAUUGUUUAUUUUUGUCACAUGUCCCAAUUUCUUGUCCCUAAAAGUAGCAUGUCAUUAACAUCACUCACUCCAGCUUCCUUGCUCAUUCUUGGUGAUAUCUGACUAAAGUCAAGGAUGAAAAUCUGUCUGUGUUAGCACAUGCCGUCCACCCAGCCUGAAAAAUUUAGCAAGUUUUCAGGAAUUACUUUGUGAGUGCAGUAGAGUUGUUGGCUAAAACCGCUUAAGGGCCUGUGUCCACAAGCAGCCUCACUUGCAACAUCACAGUGCCCCUCCCCACAGCUUACCAUUACCAGCUCACAAAAGUUGCCUCACAGCACUAUGCCUUCCCACAGUAGUGGCUAUUCAGGCUGUUUUUUAAAUGCUCUGUAAGCAAAGUAUUUGUUUUUUUGUUUGUCUGUUGUUUUUCAUAUUGUAUUACAAUACAUUUGUUACAUCGUCCAGGAAUUAGUAGCCUUACCCCUGAAGUUUGCACCUUCCCAAAACAGGGUCUGGUUAGCUUCUAUAUCAUUGUCAAAAGUAACAUCUGAAGUCCCGCCUCUUUAACAUUUUGCGUGGACAGUGACACUUGAGUAACACCAUCACUGGCAGCUGUUUUCUAAAACCAGAAUUAAACUAUUUUUCACUUAAGGUGCUGAAACACAUCAUCAAAAAACGGCAGAUGCUGAUGGCGUGUCUGUGCUCCUGAUGCUGAGUGCUGAAACUGAACUGCAUUUUCAAGAAAGAAAGAAAGAAGAAAGACAUUGUUCGUGUACACAGGCCCUAACUGUCUUUUAAUUGGCUUCUAUUUAGAUGGUGUUGAAGAGUAAUACCCACGGGGAUUCCCAUGUUAUAUUCAAUAAAACAAUUUAAAGAUGGAAUGGAGAAAAAGGAAAGACAAAAUGAAAUUUCACAUAUGGUUUCCUGUACUUGCUGCCAGUAGAGAUUAUCACUUUUUGUUCUUAAUGACGUGUUUUGUCCGAAUUUGAGAAGCCUGGAUCGCUGAGCUUUAUGGGUUCUGUAGUAGUUUUUAAGUCCUCUGUCGAGACUCAUUCAGCUUGUUUGUCCCAAGCCCAGAGGGAGGAAAGGUGACACCUCCUGCCUUGUGUUUUAUAUACUGCUCAACAUACUUUCCACUCACCAUAAGCAUAUAAUCACACCAUGAAGGACAAGGGGGCAGUUUUACAUGUCUUCUACAUGCUGUCUAUAUUUAGCAGUCUUCUUCUUCUUCUUUGUGUCUGUGGCUCGAGCUCAUUGGCACAUUGUCUACCGCCCUCAUGUCUCACUUUCUCUGCAUUUCACUACCUCUGCCUUUACUUGUCCAAGGGUUGUUUUGACAUUUCCGCUGUUUAUAUCCUCCACAGACACAACCAUCUGCGGCCAACCCUGACCACACUGUGUUGUCCCCCAGGCACAGACCCUUGUUAUUACCAUCCAGAGCAACAGUCGUAGAGUGGAAAAGGAUUGUCACAACCACAAAUACACCAGUUUCACAUUAGGGACUGGAAAGCCACAGAGGGAAGUGCACACAAAUCCCUCAUCCUGGCUCAGCGCUUGGUCGGUGAAAUAAAACAAAAGGCAAACAGCGAGCCUGAGCAGGGAUGAGGCCGCUGAUAAAGAUCUGUCAAUAGCGCAUUUCCACGAGAUAGAGGGUUUGAAGGGAGGCAGGGAGGGAUGCAUGGAAGGGGAACAGACAACUAUGGAGAGGGGUGCAGAGCAGGGGCCCAAAGUUUUCCUGUAAGUUGCAGAAAUACUGCUGGACAAAUAAGCAUCUCCAAUUGUUCUGCUGAAGCAGGUUGCCAAGGAAUUUGGGGAAUGGGGAAGAUUCCUCAGAGAGGCUACCUUUAGACUACCUUUCCAAGACCACCCCUCUUCCCCCCUAAAAACAUUCCUCCAUCAGCCUGUCAGUCUCAAAGUGCAGACAGAAUUAUGCCGGCGCAACCCCUGUUGAUGAUCCUCAGGAGACAGAUCUUUGAGAACAUGAAAUGGACUUGGAAAUACACCUUUCAUCAGAGCAGACUCUGCAAUCCUCGUGCCACAAGUUGAAGUAAAGCGCAGAAACAUUCUGGUCCUGGUACUAGAACCUGGAAUGUAAAUCGGGUUAUCUGGCCUUGCUCAGACUGUAAAAAAAGUAAUGUGUUGCACCUAAAGUGUCGCUCAGGAGGGCGGCUGACCUCAUUUUGUUAAUGUAUUUUUUUCUGGCGGAACAAAGCUGUUGAUGGUAUUUUACUGAAAGCAAUAUGACCCGGCACUGAAUUCCACAGGCACACAUUAAAUUACAGCCUAGUGCUGCUGAAAGCUGCACAGGAUUGCAGCUGAAGAUGUACAGCCCCUGUUAUGAGGGAAACAGAUACUAUCCAUUGGGUUGGCCUUUCGCGAAUGGUUCCCAUUGCCAAGUAAAGAGAGGAUAAUGCUGGAAAGGGAUUAUAUUCCCAGGGUAAGAAUUUAUACAAAUAGCUUCCAGGCGACAUCUCUCAACCAGGGCAAUUCUCGAGCUUGUGUUGAGUGUUAAAGGGUGUGAAUUUCUUCAUCAGUCUAUGCCCUGGAGUCGCAAUAGUACAAAUGUGGGUAUAUCUAUACAUGACACAUCGCCUGGAGUAUACCAUCAGUCUUUCCGAGUGCUUUUAACAAGGGUAUAACUACUGCUGGAGUGAUCCCUCAGGAGGUGUAUAUUACAGCGCAGAGUGCCAAAAAAGCAAAGUGUUAAAGAGCCACCAACAGUGAUAGAGAAACCAAACACCACAGCCAGUGUGCUCAUUCUGAUUAGACAAGGUCUGAAAACUUGGACAGGGAAGUAGACAGAGCUAAUACAGAUGCAUAAGGAUUACUUAGAGAAGACACAGAGGAAGAGGAAGGAAGGGAGACAGUAUAGACAGAAGAGAAGAAAGAGGAGGCAGAGAGAAAGCAGAGAUCCUUGUAUGUCCCUUAUCUGGGUAACAUAAGGAAUCUUAAUAGUAGUGCAGGUUGUGUGUUCUGGGCUAUCUCACAGGCGACAGAGUACUGGACUGGGGAAUGCAGCAUGCCUAAAGGAGCUCCAGUACUGUGCUUUGGGAAUUAAUAGCAGAAGGAUUUCAAUGUCUGGGAUGAGAAUGAAAGGCUGGGGGAGGACGCAGAUGGAAAAAAGAGAAGCGGAAGAGAGUUAACAUAAGGGUCUGAUCCGAUCGCAAUUUAUGUUUGACGCAUAAAUUUACAAGGGGCGUGAAAAAUUCAGCAGGGAAAUUCGUCUGCAUGCAGAGAAUAAUACAUCCAAGUCUGAUGUGUUUGUUGGCAUGGCUCAGUCGAAGCCUCUCAGUGUUUGUCUUUCCUUCUGCUCUCUCCUUCUCCUGCCUGUUGGCCUACAAACCCUCUUCAGUCAGAGUACCUGAGACUGGGAGAGCAUUGUGCACAUCAGCUUUUGCAAUCCUUCGGCCUUUACAGCUGCACAUGCACAUUCCUGUCUGAAAUUACCCAACUCAAAGCCCCUCAAAUUGGCCAAAGAUCAAAGUCAUGUUAUGCAGAUGUAGACCGCCUCACUUCUAAGUGGACUGUGGAUGGGUACAUGAGAGGUAAAGGUGUCUGGCUUGUUGAAAAUUCAGUCAUACAAUUUUACUUUUUUGCAUAUGACUCAGAAAUGUCAUCAUAACUUGUUCAUGCCACAUGGGAAUGCCUUGAAUAUAGUACUAUAUAUGAGCUACGGGGGGAAAAGUUCAUGCAAAUGUUAACUUUCUGUAGCAUACAGGAGAGUUGAAUCUGUAUUUGAAUCAUUUUUUAAGGAUGAUACUCCUUCAUAAACUGCUGUUGGGAAGAAAAGUAUAAGUAUGAUCGCAGAUGUUGGAUACAAUAGCAGGGAAAGACAUUAAUUUUGAAUCACUGUUCCAAUGUGAAGUAAAAUGUGUUCUGAAAUAACCUCAACAGACAAGGAAUAAGAAGUCGUCAGUCAUUGGGUGACACUCCCAUUCACUUCAUUUGGUCGCCACUUGGUUCAACUGGUCUUUACAAAAUUAAGAGGCUCUAAAGGCAAAGGCUCUAUCUACUUGAACUUUACAGCUAAUCCUUUAAAAUAUCAGAUGGGAUCCCCUGAAGAUCCAACCCCCAAUUUCCGUCGCAUCCAGAACAGCUCUGCUACGGAACGGGGGCGAUUUUCGCCGUCUGCCAAUUCCUACCAGAUGCGUUUGUGAGGCGAAUUUCAUGGCGGAUUUCGGACAGCGGGAAUUGCAAAAACACAAAAGAAUCUGCAGAUUCACAUGCAAUCGCGCGAUUACGAGUUGUCUCCAUAAAGACAGUCACAUAACUAUAUAAGCAGUAGAUUGUGUCCUUCCAGAGGAGGAAAUCCACUUCUAGACUUCUAGAAUCAGCAUCUCCUCGUCCAUGGUGCCAACGGGGUGAAAUGCUGUCUGAAAACCUUUCGAUUUUGCGUCCCCGACCAUUUGCACGUGUAGAGUUUUAUUUUGAAAAGAAGCCGGAUGUUUUAUUUUGUGUCUGUGCCCGACUUCCUUUCCAGCAAAGGUUAAUCUGUGCUGAAUUUAUACGGCAUGCUGUGGCGUCCAGAAAAAAAAAUAGAACUCUUGCGAUCGGCUGCAGAGUCCACUGAUCCAAAGCAGCACGGAAAGAAGGCAGUGGAAAUUGACACAUUAACUUAAAUGGAAACGAUCAGCUGCGAUCGGCACAUACGGCCUUUUCGCAGCCAUUCUGGAUGAGGUUGAAAUUAGGGGUAAGAAUGUGGGCCAUGGCCCUAGCAAAACCCAGUAGAGAUAAAUGGAUAGGACUAGUAGAUUUCAUGACACCGAUAUGAACAUUUGUUUUCUACUUCUACCCUGUAACAAUUCCAUAAUUAGCAUGCUGCAAGCAAACAAGCCUUCUCUUGUUUCAAUGGCUGUUUUGUAGUUAUUUUGGGAAAGCUGGAGCAAGAGCCGCUUGGAGACUACAAAGACUCAAGUGCAGCAUAUCAAUUAUAAUGGUCUGGUAUUCACAGAGUGCUUGAUCAACAAACAAAACUGAAUGCCAAUACAGUCAGCAUAUCAUGAAGGCCCUGGAGUCUGUGAUAGCUCGCCUUUGUGGGAGUCUGCAGAAGCAAGAGAGAGCAAUGAAAACCUCACUGAGCCACUGUAUCUCCAGCUCCUGCAUUAGCUUGUUUGUUUUAGUAAUGAAGGCCCAUUUGUCAAUCUGAGGCAGGCCGUUCAAAAACAAAUCGAGUCAACAGACUGAGUGAAGUCGGGCCUUUUGGGGCUCUGGAAUGACCCAUGGUCCCUAAUUGGUUGCCAGUGUUUGAGUAUGGCCAGCAGCCAGGUGACUGGUCAAGAGGUCCAGCUGCUCCAAUGACUGGUCCCGCCUUUGGCCCCAGCCCCGAGCCAUCAGCCUCGGUCACUUGUUUAUUUGUUUUCCUGCCUUUGUUUGGACUGGAGAUUUCCUGUGUAAACUCACUGAAACAAGAUCCCCAUAGAGAAAGAAUCCCCUCCCAAUUUGUCUGAAUGCACCUCAAUAUGGCUCUAUUUUCUUUCUUUGUGGGAGUAAUGUAGCAGAAACAAGCAAUUAGCACAUAUCUCAGGGAAGGCUGCAUAUGGAAUAUGUUUCUAGAGCAGACACCCUUUCCAUCUGUAUCUCUUUAUCUCUCAUGCAAAUACCCCAGUAGGUUACAGGAAGUCUUAACUUGCAUAGUAAAGAAAAAAUCUACCCAUCUCAGCAAAAUUAGCGGCUUAAUUUUCACUCACGGUGGGCCCAAGCAAACAUGCAGCCACACAUAAAAAGUAGAGCAAACAUGAAAGGCAGAGCCGCCACUUGAUUAAGACCUCACUAACACCCAAGCAAAUAUCCUCACUCGACCUAGCAACCAAAGGUAUAAGUACAUCACUGUUUGGUGGCUUGAUGUGAUAAAUACAGAGUUGUAUCUUCCACACAGACUAAUUGCUGUAAUUUCAAGUCAAAUAUCAAAAAAACCUUGGCAGUAAAACUCUUAGUUCCUGAAUUUAUACCUCUCUACAGAUGCAUUUACACUUUCCUGGGUAUAAAAUAUAGAUGUAAAUGGGAUUCACAAGAGCUGGAAGUAGAAUUCCCACAAGCUUGUAAAACUGGGUCUUCGAGUCAUAGACUGGCUUUGGAAAGUACUCCAUUACCGUUUCUGCAAGAGCUUGGAAGGCAUAGGUUCACGAUAGGAAGUGUCUUUAAAUAAUUCAUAGAGGAGAGCUUCUUUAGAAGGACAGACAUGCUGUAGAGACUGUAGAGUGAAAUAAAAAAAGGAAUAAGGUCAUAGUAUUUUUUUUUAAUGGAUCUAUAUAAAAACAGGAGGACUAUAAAAGAAGAAAAUACCAUGCAUCAUAAGCUGAUUUGUGCUUCAGAAUAGAUUGGAAAAGCCACGGAAGAGGAACGCUGGUAAGAAUGCCGAGCAUCUUUAUGGUCCAAAGACAUGUAAGAGAUGCUGCUCUGAGAUUUUUUUUUCCAACACCGCCAUAAAUCUCAUUAGAUAAGCUCGAGAUAAGCUCAGAGACGAGGUGAGAUAAGUGAUGAGGAAGGGUUCAAACAUUCAGGUCUAACUAGUCAAACAUUUUAGUCCAGGGCAAAAAGACUCCUAGAAAUAAUCAACUUUUUCUUUUGAACUGUCAUCCUUUUAGCUGUUGAGUCAUGAGUAAUUCUACUUUAUUUCAAGUAUGACUGCAUUUUGGCCUAGUGUGUUUUUAGGACUUAAAAUUGUAGGUAUAAUUUUGAAUAAACAAAAUGAACCUAAGUUAAACUUUCAUGAGGAUAAAGUUAAAAGUUUACGGUCCCAAACCUUGGUCAUAUACAAAAUAUAUUACAGAAUAAAUUCAGAUAUUUUGGAUUGUGUCUCUGAGGGAAAAAUGAGAGACAUCACAAGAUAUUUUAGAGUUUAGAUACCCAGCCUAUGUGAGGUGAAGUGAUGGGCUGAACACUCAUCGAACACCCCGUCAGAUAGGCUCAUACAUAUCUCUUUAUAUCUGCAGCUCUGACAGACAAAAAAGAUUCACUGUGAGUUACUGCAGUGAAGUGUGGAACCAAAAAGACACUCAUAUCAUCCAUCUGGUCCACAUAAGAUCUGGCUCUGCAAUGUGUUUCUCCGCUGUAUGCCAAGUCUGCACAGAGAAUGACUGACAGCCUUGAGCCGGCUGAAUGUGUUCUUACUUAAGCCGCAUUCACACAGUCAGAUGUAUGAGACGGUCAGCAGGUCGUAACCCGGGUCAGGCAGGGGUGUAGCGUCUGCUCAAGGGAAGGAGGUCAGAGGGCACCCUGUCAAAUCAGUGCAUUUGUCACAUUUAUGUUUCAUGUAUCGGUAGUUUGUGUUUUAAAGGCAGCAGAAUCUUAAAGACAUUUCAGAUCUUGAUUUCAAAGACCAGAAAGGAACCAUGAAAAGUUGAGCUGUUUGGGGCUGCAGUGUCACUCCCGAUGUCACGGAAAGGUCUUAUCUGGGUCACAGCAGGUCAGGGAGCUCUUUAAAGGAUCACCGAUCAAAAUUCUUAUCUUGGUUGUAUUUUGACUGUCACCACGUGUGACCGACUGCAGUGAGGCCAUGCAGUGGUCAGAUUCUGCAGGCAAAAUAAAAUUCACAAAAGAACGAGCUUUGACUCUGUACAUACGGUGGUGACAGCAACACAUUUACUUGAUAACAGUACUUGAGCACAUUUUUGGGUAUCUGUACUUCACUUUGGAAUUAUUUUUGGUAAAAUCUGUAAAAUCUAAAAAAUCUGAGGUUGAAAGUGUAGCUGAUGUUCUAUAAAUAAAUGUGACAUAGCAGAAUUUGCACUGGUGUAUUCUUAACCUUCCUCCUGUGUUAGCUUUUACUGCACACCCACCAUGUUAAGGGUCAGUGUUGACCCGUGUCUUAAAUCAGCUGUAAAUUACACUCAAAACAAUUCAAUAUCAUCCAAUUUGGUUCUCAUCUCUAGGUUACCUUGUUAGGCUUCAUUAUCUAUGAAAAUAUUGCUUACAAUAGUUUUUGUAGUGUCAGUAUACCCCUAACACAGACAUCCAUACUGAAUUGAUCUCACAUGUCUGGACAUGCCUGUCGUUUUUUGUGCAGCGAAAAACAUGGAAAAAUGAGAAUUUACUAAAUCUCACAUGAUUGGAAGAGGAUCUGACUGUCAGUGCACUUGUGAUUUUAGUUUUUGCUCUAAUUUUUUGAUAUUGAUCUAACCGGGUCAACAGCAACCCUCACACAACAAGUACCAUAAUUUUAAUAAGAGCAUUUUAUAAUUUAGUCAAUUUAAAAAAAUAUAUAUAUUUUUUAAAUAGAGGUUCCUGACAAAGUCAAAAAGUCUUAAUGCAAAAAAGCUAAUUUAAGUGGUUCUUUUAAGCAUUUAAAAACAAAAAUGGGUCGGUGUAGACCCUAACGCAGGAGUAUUCUUAAAUGCGUGAAUAUUUGGUGAAAAUACAACAAUGUACGAGAUCUUUUAGAAAUUGUUGUACUUUCAAAAGCAAGUGGUAAAAACUUUCUCUUGUUCUAGAGUAGCAUUUGACCAGGAGUUUCUCUACUAUGACUCAUGUAAUAGUUGUGUACUUUGUCCACUUCUGUAUACAUCCAUCAUGUUUUGUAAUCCUGCUCUGAUUUAUGGGUGGUGGCCAUUCUUUGUGAAGCUUUGAUCAUCUCAGAACAUUAUAAUUCGAUAAACUGUUUGGCAGCGGUCUCUUUUUAGCGUCUGCGUAUAGACUUACCUUUCAUGGCUGUUGUAUAUAAGGGUAAUGUUACACAGCCUUUGUGGGAGAGCAUGAAGCACAUUGUGGUGUUUUGAUAUACAUGGCAAGAGGGACAAAUAGGUUUCCAAAGAAGAUCAUAUGUCUACUACAGUGGGUGAAAAACUGCAUGUGGAGGUGGAAAAAAACAAAAGAGGGCACGUUUGCACAUCAAGUCUUAUGUAAUGGAUGAACAUGUGCAGCCUGUUUUAUAUUUGAUGAAGAAAAACAUGAAAAUUUAAGAUUAUUGGGUUCAGAUGUUGCUGAGUGAAAUGUAAAAGUUCAAACAGAGGUGAAGGCAGCCCUGAGGUAAAGCCAACAGAAGGCGAUUAAGCCACUUCGUCGUUUCUUAGCACUUAAACUACACAAACAUUUUAAACUCCCCCUCUGCAGCACGAGUUAAACCCACAGGAGCGUUUGUCCACUGUGCUCCACGCUGCUCCGUCUCUCCAGGAUUGGCGGUGGGGGCUGCGUGUUUAAGCCAAUAGGCAGGGAGUAACGUUAAUGUCAUCUCACUGUGACCGCCGAGAGGGGCACCACAGCGCACCGUGCGCCGCCGCCGCUGAACUGCGAUGUGGUGACAGUGUGUGAGAAGUCAGAGAAGCGCUCCUAGUCUCCACUCACUGCGACCAGGACCUGGAAUUUAAAGCCGCUGACUUUGAAGCAGCUCCGGGUUCCGUUCUCUGGACUUUUUCAUCACAUGCCAAUGAGACGUAGCGUGAAUUGUUGUUCUCACUUCAGGAAUAUAAGACUCGGAUUCUUGGUUUACUUGGUCUGAAACCUUUGAGGUGAGUGGACGCAUUUUCUGAUUUCACAAGGUUGUUUUUAAACGUUUCUUGUCAGUGUUUAACCCUUUUUCCUCACUUUUUUGGUGUUAAGUUUUGCGCUGUAAACGUGAAAUGCUCGAAAUGUAUAAAAGCUACAUGCUGCUUCAAUGUAGGUGUUUUUUUUUAGCAAAACGAGCAGCACCUAUAACUAAACAACCCCAACUUCCAUUUGUUAGACUUCACUGAGGUCACUGGCUGCUUCUGUCACACCAAAAAAGUCAUAAACUCGCGUUGAUUCCUUCCUCCUGUCCUGCUGCUCUGCGCUUUUACGCAGCGCCGUCUCCAAAGAUUUCACUUUUCCCUGCGCGUGCAGCCACAGUAACCUCAUUUCUCUGUGACACUGACGAAAAAGAAAAAAAAAAAAACUUGGCUCGAGACGACGUGGGGCGGGUGGAAGUGUGGAGUCCCCGGGGGCCUCCAGAUGUAUGGACUCAGCUGUCGCCUGUCACUUUGGUGACAACUGGUCUGCUGCUCUGUGAGCGCUGCUCGUCAGCCACUGCAGGGCUCCAUAGCUGUCAGGAGGGCUGUUGAGUGAAGGGGGGAAUGUGGUCACACAUACCACCUACAGUAUGAGAAGUUACACUCACUUUCUGCAAUUCUUAGCAUGAUGGAUACGGUGAGAGAGGCUGAACCUGGAGAAAAUGCACCAGCUGCAAGAAAUAUACGCCCAGAGGAGAGUUUUUAGUGUUUGAUUUCACCCUGAAAUGUUUUAUUAAAGUCAGUAAAUUGUAAGUUUUAAGAGAAUUCAGGACAGAUAUGAUCUUAAAAAAUGUUUAUAGAUGUUGUAUCCGUGUUUAUAGGUUAAACAAAAUCAUGUGGAGAAGCCAGAGACUGAAAUAUCUUAACACAGAAUGGUUUUAGCCUCUAACACCUUGUAGAGUGCGGACCGUGCAGACAGCUGCCUGAGUAAAAAGUACCCUGCAAGCUUUACUGACUUCAUCACUCCUUGUGGACUUCUUGCUGAGCUAAACAUGCCAUAAAGUGUUUCCCUUGGAGAAGAGUGACACACCCUCAACUUUAAACAUUUCCAUCCUCCACCAAAGUGAUGAAAUGUUGUAAUAGUAGAGUUGUUAUUGUCAUAUAAAAUCAUAGCUAUGUAUCAAACAGCCCUAAAAACCAUUGAGUUAUGUGUGUUUUCUCUUAGAGGACUGACAGGAUGACCUGAAACCUGCCACUGUGGUCACAGCUGACAAUAAGAGUGCACUUUACUAAUACCAGGACAGUUCAACCUGGAGCCUUGACAUCUAGGUGAAAAAAACUGUCCUGGGUGGUGGUGUGGUCUUUAUGUGGAGAUGUCUGAUAGAUUGUGAAGCCUUUUGUGAUACUGCGAACAAAGCAAGUCAAAUGAAUGUAAAUGAGUGGAAAUAUUCAUGGAGCACUUUGACAGAACAAAGGAGGAAGAUUAUCUGCAGGUUCUGCAUAAUGUCAAAGAUGCAACAUCAAAGUGCCAAAUUUUGCUGUAUUUGCACUAAAAAGUUGUUCAAAGCACUUUUAUGGUUGCAGAGUUUUUCACAAUGAUGAUUUUUUUUCUCAUUUUGAGACAGUUAAGGUCGAGGGGAGAGACAGAAGCUCUCUGAAUGAGAGAGGAGGACGAUAAACAGAACCAAGGUGGUAGUGUCACCUAGUGGUUGGAAACGAGGCUGACAUCUGAGUGUGAGAGAGUCACUAAAACAGUGGUUCUCAACUGGUGGGUCCCGACUCACAAGUGGGUCGCUGACAUGUUCUGGAUGGGUCAGGAACAGCUGGUCAAAAAGUAAAUAUUUAAUGCGAUAUUUAUUAGAUAUUUGAUAUUUUCUGUAUAUGCAACUUCAGUAGUUGUCGUCCUCAUGUUAUCCCCUUCAUGCGCUCUGAAAUGCUCUUUACUCAAUAAAACAAGUGGCUCUAUGUUAAAGAUUAGAGUCUCUACAUGUUUCAUUUUAUAAAAAAUAAAUAUGCUUUGUUUGAAUUCUAUAAAAGUGGGUCGCGACUUAAGGACCAUGGGAAAAUGUGGGUCCCAGGGUGAGACCAGUUAAGAACCACUGCACUAAAGGACAUUGACUUUGCAAUCUAUUCCUACUGUUGGUUUAAUUACUUUUCAUGAAGAUUUGUCUGAAUUAACACAUUUUUUGUGUGUGCAUAUCAAAGCUAAAGAACAACCCUUUAUGGUUAUUUAUAUCUUUGGUAUCACUUUACUUGACGCCUAUCUCUAUAACACAUUAUAAAUAUAUGUAUAAUGUGUUAUAAUCACGUUAUAGCACUGUAUAACUAAAGCAUUUUAUCAUGACUUACAAGGUCAGGUAUUAUAAUAAUAAUAAUAAUAAUAAUAAUAAUUUUAUUUAUAUAGCACCUUUAAAAACAGAAGUUUACAAAGUGCUUAGACAACAGUUGUAAGCACAGAGCAUCAGCACAUUGAAAAUAAAAACACAUAAAAACAAAGCUCAGUUAAAAACAGGCCUCUGAAUUGUAGGCCUGUUUCACUUUUCGUAAGAAACCCAGGCAAUACAAGAACCCUACAAAAUAAAUGGGACCAUGAGGACCAAAAUAAAAGCAAAAAAAAGAAAUAGAAAAGGAGGGAAGAAAACAGGCUAGUAAGUAUGAAAGAGGAUAUUAAUAAUAAUAUUAAUAAAAUCAUAAUAAAAUAAAAUGAUGGUAAUAUAAAUGAUAAAGUGGAAUUAAGUAUAUAUAUAUAAAAUAAAGGAAAAUGAAAACAUUAAAAUCAAUAAAAAGAUUAUAAGUAAAACAAAGGCUAAAAAGGCAGUAAGUCUAAAUAAGAAAGAGGUGAAAGAGGUAAAAGAAAAAGGAGAAAAAUAAAAACGGUAAAAGGCAAUAAAAGAUGAAAGAUGGCAUCACAUAAAGGCAAGUCUGUAAAAGUGAGUUUUUAAAAUUGACUUAAAAGAAGCGACUGUCUCUGCACGCCUUAUCUCCUCUGGCAGGUCGUUCCAAAGUCGAGGAGCUCUGAUGGAGAAAGCUCUAUCACCUUUAGUCUUGAGCCUCGAUUUUGGAACGACCAGGAGGCCUUCGCCAGAGGAUCUGAGGCUGCGAGUUGGCUCAUAAGAUAUUAAAAGCUCUGAAAUGUAGCUCGGAGUAAGUCCUUUGAGCGCUUUAAAAGUAAUCAAUAAAAUCUUAAAAUCAAUUCUAAAGCUGACAGGGAGCCAGUGAAGGGAGGCUAAAAUUGGGGUGAUGUGAUGCCGUCGACUAAAACCAGUUAAAAGUCUAAUGUGUUAUAACCGUUAACAACUCACUGACAAUGCACACAUACAUAGUGCAUUACACAUAUAUUUAUAAUGUGUUUUACUUUGCUUAUAAACUUGUACAACUAUCAUUAUAAACACUCAUUAAUUUUCACAAGGCUUUAUAACAAUAAGCACAACACAUUUAUCAUGUAAGUCAUGAUAAAAUGCUUGAUAAUGUGUUUUGAUUAUUGCUAUAAAGCAUUAUGAUCAUUUAUGAGUGUUUAUAACUAUAGUUAUACAGUUCCAUAACAUGAUUAUAAUGCAUUAUACAUAUAUUUAUAAUGUGUAAUAGAGAUAAGCGUCAAGUGAAGUGAUACCAUAUCUUUUAAUGUAGGUACAGACAAAGACUAAAUGAGGUCAUUUGAGAGGCGGCGUCUGAUGUUAAAACACAUGUUCUGUGUCGUCUGGCGAGUUCUAAUCAAUAGCGUCACUGUAGUUAUUGGUACAUGUUAUGAAAAGGAUCAAUAUAUGUGCUAAAAUCUGGGUCUGACACUGCACAGUUUCACUUGUUUAAUGCUCCAGUGACCUUGCAGACCAGGCAUGUGAGAGAGCAGAGAUUUACACUGAGCUUACACUCUAGCUUUCACUCAUCUGUAGCAGGUGAGAGAUCUCUGAGAGUUUUAAGUUAUUUAUAGACCAAAAUGAUUUCUAAGAAGUGUUCUGGCAGCAGCUCCACGUGUCACGUUCUGCUUGUUUCAGGACUCAUUUGGAAAAACUUGCGGUAAAUCAAAGUUACAUUAAUAAUUCAAACAGCUUUAAAAACUGAUUGUUCUUGAUUGGAGUUUGGACGCGGGGAGAAUAUAAAGAAAAGUAUUUAAAAAAAGGCCUUAUACUGAAUUUUCUUGGAUAAAGCAAUGGAAAAUGUUUGGCUCGUUUGAUGUUUAACAGUUCCUGCUCAAUAAAUGUGGAAUAUAUGAUGGUUUAAUGUGGAUUAGGGCUGAGCAGCAAAAAAAAAAAAAAAAAAACUUGUUUAUUGAAUGGGCACAUCAUAAUGAAAUGUUUAACUAGAGAGGCUAGCUACAGUUGUGUGCCAUUAUACGAGAGCAGAGCAGGAGUGCUGGUGGUGGAGACAAAUGGCAGCCAGUCUCAAACAUAAACUGCUGGGUAUAUGUCGGUGUUUGUCUGAGAGAAACAGAAGAGCAGAGACAAAGUGGUAACUGAUGUAUGUACAUGGCUGUCUGUAUGUGUCAGAAAGUCUAUGCUCCAGCUGUGUGUCCCUGAGCCGAAUGUAGGUCCCAGUGCCCGCGUGUAUACGUUCCCCACUGUUGAUUUAAAGGCCCGGUACCAGUGAAAUGUACACAGAGGCCUGUUUGUGCAGAGCUAGAAUGAAUCACCCUCACGUCCGUGUAAAUCGCCUGCAAGCCAAACACUCUGGCAGCCUUUUAUCCCCAGACGUGGUCCGGCUCACCACAGCAGGGCUAAAAUCGGAGCAGGACAGGCCUUGUGCGUUGUGAGGAGCUGUCAGAGGAGGCCAGUCUUCCACGGCUGUGGAUGGAGGAGAUGUGGCGUGGAGUCAGGUUGCUGUAGACAAACUGCAGAGAGGGGAGCACCCUGACUGUAAACUGUUUGUGGUAGGUUGGCAGCAGCCUGGAUGAAGUAGGACUUGUUUGAACGCUGGUGGUCCCUGAAUCUGCGUCCACUGGGCUUUGACUGAAUGGACUCUGGCCUGGAUGGUCAAAUUUAGGGCACUGCGAAUGUGCAGCUGUGUCGAUUAGGAUAACCAUCCUGGAUGAUGCUGUCUGUGAGGGGGAUUAUUAACAUUGUGCUUGCCGUGCAAUUCACAUUUACAUGAGUCUGGGGGAUCUGCCUGCAGCAGUGGCACACAUUGGAUCCACAUGCAAAGCAUUAUUCUAAAGUGAUUAAAGGUAGCUAGUGAUGUAGCGCUUCCAGGCACAACUCUGUUUAUUAGGAGCUGCGGGAUGAUGUUAAGAGGGAAACGGGUUUGGCUCUCACACUGGAGUUUAAUGCCCCUGCAGAUCUCUGGUUACCACGAGGCGUAAUUGCGGGGCUAACCAUCAGACCACCACGAUGAUGAAAGUUCAACUCGACACACAUGUUUCAUUAUCACCACCAAGUAUAGGCAUGAUGCAGUAGAACCUUUGCAGCGCCGCAGAAGUGGUUAUUAUCGACAUGUCUGUCUCUGAUAAAGGGGAAUAACAGUCGGAGGGAUGCCAAAUGUCAGAAACCCUGGUGAUGGAGUGUUUGGAAAUUUUAUCUGACCCAGACUGACACAGACAUGGCUGCAUGCAGGAGGGCCAUGUUUUCUCCUCUGUGCUCCACAAACACAAUGAUCCAUCCAAGUCAUCACAGGCAGCAAGAGCUAGGAGCAAAAGAAAACAUAUUAGCCUCAGAUAGUGAUUAAAAGUCCAGCUCAUUUCCCCGGCACACAACAGGGGAUUCGGUUAAAGCUUUCCGGACCCAUGGCUGGAAAUAUGCAAAACACACACAUGCACACACAGCUCUCCCCUUCCUGGGGCUCUCAUUCCUCCUGCACUGUUGGCAUUGUCACAGAGGUGGAGUCAGCGAGCGUGGAUGAUAUGGAAAAGGUCAACAGGGCUUAAAAAUGGACUCUGCAGGGCAAGGGAUUUUUUUGGCAGACACCAAAGGAAUUUCCUGAAGUUUUUUAGAAAGGUUGCAGUCACAGCCUGUGGAUUCUGAUGCUAUUUCUCUCAGUAUAUUUACUCAUUAAAACUUUGACCCUCAUAUUUCACAUAGUUUUGGUUUCAUAGAGGACAGGUUUUGCCACACGUCAAGUUUACUCUGGUGAAUGAACAGCAACUAUUUAUAAAGUGUAUGAAAACCACAUUUUAAGAUUAUGGAAACCAAUUUCUACCUCAUUGUUGUUGUUGUUAUUAAAGCUCCUGUGAGGAGUUUUUUAUGGCAGUAUGAUGAUAUAUAUUUCUAUGAUGUACAAAAGCAAAUAAAACAGCCAGUGACAGUAUUGAUGACUUUUACACUGUCAUUUUGAAAGCCUGAAACUGGUACAAAAGGGUAGGUGUCAGCCAAGUAGCUUAAGAAAUAGAUCUGUUAUUACAUUUUCCACCUAAAUUUUGCAGGAUGAGUUUUUUUUUUAUGUGAGAGGACACUACUGAAACAUGUACAUGACAAGAUAAGCAAACGGCACCAAGAUGGGCAAAAAAACAAAAACGUCUCUUACAAGGGCUUUAAAAAGUUGCAAUAAUGAGGUUAGAAAAAUACAAAAACUGUCAGAUAAAGGUAAAAAUUCACAUAAAAAGCCAAAACAGUGAGAUAAAAAACAUCACAAUUAUGUGAAAGUAAGUCCAAAUUUUUAAAUAAAAAGUUAAAUUUAUGAGAUAGUAUGCUAUCAUUCAAAGAAAAAAAGUGAAAAUCGUCAGUAAAGCAAUUUAAAGACAAAAAGAUAAAAAAAAAAGAAAAAACAAAGCGGCCAAAAACAUCAGAUAGUAUCCAUAAUUAAAAGAUUUACAAUGUCAUUGUUUUGACUUUUCAUGGGCAUCUCCUUUGACCCCACAAACCCUUUAGAUUUUUAUCUGGAGAAAUAGUUUUGCAUCAGAGGUGUUGCAUAUUAAAAUUUAUAUUAUCUUGUUCUGUAGUUUACCACAGUGAUCAAGCUCUGUGCCAGAGUCAGGGUAGAUGCUGAAAUCAGUUUAUGAAGCAAAAGUGAUCUUAAAUGCAAAACAGCUUUCCUCUGUGUAACCUUAAAGCUCCAAUGAGGCACUUUGGGGUUUUGACAAUUAUGGCGCCCCCUGCAGACAGAGCAAUCUUUGCUGUUUUUAUCCUCUGAAUGUGUGGUCGGUGUUUCUUGACAAAGAAAACUUGAUACUGAUCUCCUGUGAGAACUUUCACAAUGCGAAAAAGUUUGCAUUAGCAGCAUACAGUUAACCACCAGGCUCCUCUCCAACAUUUGAAUUGCAGUAUGUGUUUUCUCAAAUUAUCUCUCAGCUUAAGUCUCUUAGCUGUGGACAGGCAGCAUUAUAUAUUUGUCCGUGAUAAGGAGCAAAAUUGCAUUCUAAGUCAGUUCUGCUGCUGCAUUUGAUGCUUAAACUAUUUUUUAAAUUCAAGAGCCAGAGAUUUGAAGGGCGUUUUAAGUUUUUUAUCGCAGAGGUUGAGUUUUAGAGAACAUGUUUUAUUAUCAGUUGGAGAACGAUCACAGAAAAAGUUGUGGUGUAGGUGAACAUACAGAUGUGUCAAUAUUGACAAAGACUAUCUGAGGACAUGUCUUGUGGAGUGGCAGCCUGAGGCCUGCUGAGCUGACACAGAAACAGUUCGUUUGGCCACAACAAACCUGACGGCAGCUCCUGGUGAGAGGACGGUUCAAAGAGCCGGGCUUUUGUUUGCUAUGCUCGCACUGUCUUCCUGUUAGGGGCCGGGCUCCCAAAGAAAACAAGAGCGGUGGCUUACCAGAUGUGUACAGCUGCGUGUCCUGUCCACAAGCAAAGACACAUAUUUGAACCUGUCAAAGUGAAUGUUUUAUGAUGUUCAAAAAGAAACAAAGCCAAAGAAAAGUCAGGUUGUAAGUCCUCUUUGUGGUCUUUUUCUGCAGGUCUGUGAUGCUGACUGAGAAUAUUUGUUGUCUUUAGAGACUUUAGUGUUAGCAGCACCAAAAAUACCUCACUGAUGUUGACAGAAACACAUGUAUUUCACAGGCCUGGGGUUCCUCAGAAUAAAUUCCCCACAGAGGACUGAUAUACUUAAAUUAGGGUUUGAUAAGGCAGUCCUUUUUCCAUUACACACACCCACACCCACACACAGGCAUUGAUGACCCCAUGUACGACCUGUAUAUCUACUCAACUGAGAGAGGCCUGUAGAUUGUCUGACUUGGCCUGAACUCACACAGCACACUGUCACAGUGCUGUUGUGAACAAGACCUCACAUUUUUAUCAGCCAAACCAAAAUGAAAUCAUCUGAUACUCUGUAGAAGCUGUAUCUAAAUGUGACAGAUUUUCAUGAAACUCACUGAUUCUAACAAUACAGUCAUUUGGUUUGCCAGCAGUUACAUUCACUCACAUGGGAUAGGUAAUCAGCUCAAGUUUCAGUGCUUUCCCUGGCCCCAAAUUCUGAAUAACAAACUAUGAAUUAAUUGAUAAGAAGUACAAGAGCAGUGUGCUUGGUGCUCACUUUUGAUACACGCAGUGAGUAGAGGUAUUAGACUUUUCCCUGAAACUCUUGUGGAAAGGUUACAUGAGGUUAUAAAGGUUACAUUUAUUUUUAGGGGUGUCCCGAUACAACCUUUUUUACCUCCGAUACGAUACGAUACAGAUACUGCAGCCUUCAGUAUCGGCUGAUACCAAUAUUGAUGUGAUAAUGGCACAAACUUGUGCAUGAAGUUUUGCACUCAGAUGCAAUGUCAUUUUUGGACUUUAAACGAAAAAUACUGCCACACAGCCUACAUCACUCCUUCUCUGGAGUGAAGUCUGGAAUGGACUGCUUGUAUCGGAGUGCUGAUAUCAGAGAUUUUAGAUGCAGGACGAUAUAAUCCGAUAUUUGUUUUUUGGCUGAUAUCGGACCGAUAUCUGAUAUCAAUAUUGUAUCGGGACAGCCCUAAUUACUUUUAUCGCUCUUGUCCUAAUUGCAACAACAUUUGCACUUAGCUUCUUUCACUGAGUAUAGAACUGGUGAGCAGAGACCAGAAUAAGUAAAAGAUACACACAUCAAAAUUGCUUUUUUGGCUUGUUACUCAACCUUCCCAGGACUGCUAUCCCAUCGAAUCAUUUGGGGGACUGAGAGAGGACUGCCAGGUAUACUUAACGUCGACAAUAAAUCUCAGCCAAACAUCAUAAUUUAUUAAAACAACCAUGGCUUGGUGGCCUACUUGGGAUUGACAUGUACCAGAAUAACUUUUAACUUCUUCCUUUGUAAACAUGACGAGCUCUUUCUUUUUGUUUUGGUGUGUUCAAUGUACAGUAAGUGGAAGAGGGGGCUUGAAGACAUUUAAAUCUAUCUCAGAUCACUGACUCAGGGCGCAAAGAUCAUGGCAACAACACAGAAGAUUGUACAAAGUCAAGUUGCCUAACAGACGCUCAGGCCAGUCAGAUACAGCAUAACCUUCAACUCUUUUGACCCUCUUCAGUAAAGUGAGUCCAUUUGAGAAACAUAAUGCAAUUACAUCAAUAAAUUCCUUAAGCCAGACAAGACUAAACCUACAGUUAGACAUCUCAUAAUGAAACCGAUUGGAUUUUUCUCUGUACGUUACGGUGUGAGUCCCAUGAUGAGGUGAAAGGGUCAACGGCAUCAGAGCAACAGGGAGUCUUACAGUGGAGAUCAUUGGGCUUCUCCUCUGCUCUUUCUGCUGUUUUUACUACCAACUUAAUGACUUAAAUUGAGUCCAAUUAAGCUGAGCUGGAGAUGAGGAGAAGCAUCCCUGCUCGCAGUCGUCAGAGUUCCCUCUGUGCUGUGGCACUGGAGCAUGUGUUUAAUUAGAACGCCUUAAAAAGACUGUAACGGCGUGUUUCUCCAGGAAUGUUAAUCAUUAGUGGGAUCCUGACUGAGCAGCUCUUAACUGUUUCACAGUAUUGUUGGAUUCCACGGUUUGCCUUUUGAAGCCGCGCGGCUCAGGAAAAACGUUUCCACGUGUGGGAAUCACCAACUUUCUCUUUCUUGUUUCUUUCUUUCUUUCUAAAAAAAAAAACGCAUCCCUCCUUCUUCUCAGCGACCUGCUUAUAGCACUUGGACGAUUAUUGCCUGUUUUGUUACGGCGGCCUUAUUCAUGUGUCUGUUUGAGCCUAGGGCUGGAAACACACAGGAAAUAGUUUCCCUGCCAUGAGAAGGAUAUACAGUUGAACUUUGUGGAAAGUUGAGGAGGAAAGUCCAGAUGUGUGAGGUGUGAGGUUUAAGUGGUGUGUGGGUUAGGCUUUCUGGGAGUGUGCAGUCAUAGGCGUAAAAUUUUGUUAGGGUUUUUACAUUCAAAAUAUUGGACGCAGACGUUGACAGGGUGCUGUUUGAGCAGGUGUGAUUAAAAUUUUUCACACGCAUGUUUUAGUUUUUGUGGUCAUGAGGAAAAAAACGUGGAGGUCUCUUUGAAGAAAUGAAAAUGGCGAAAACAGAGAGCAUUUGCUUUAACUCGUCAGCUUAGGUGGCUGUUUGGAGAUUUUACGUCUGUAUUCUCCUCGAGUUUGUUCAUGGAGACCACACAUGACAGACUGUGCCCUUUGCUGAUCUGCCGCUUUUGUCAAUGGAAGUGAGUGGUGUAAGAGCAGCCCAUUCAUCCUGGGCCCGCUCUGUGUGCAGACAGCCACAGGCUUUUGUUGAGUUAUAGUGUCCUCAAAUAAAGGGGCUUCCUCCCUUUAACAGCCUCAGGAGCUCUGUUGCUCCACUUCCCAUUGUCCCCCAAUGAGGUCCGGCUUUUACAACUAGGUGAGAGGGUGUCAAAUUGAGGGUGAAAUAUGAGCUGUCCCAAUCGUGUGAUGUUUUGCAGUUAGACAGCAAAGUACAUUUGAUAAGGUGGAGAAACAAGUGUGCUGACACCUGGUCUUGAAGAGCGGAGGAGUGUUUGUCAUGAAUUACGGUCUGCUAAAUGAAAACUGGAUGAUCUGAGUGAAUGACAUCAGUGGUGACAUGAUAGGGUUGCGGAAAAUUUAAUAAAGCAGAAAUAAAUGGGCAGACAGUUGAUAUGUUUAUGGAUUGCUUCCCAUAAAUCAGUUCAUAGUGACAUCAUCUGUUUAAUAAGUUACUGUUGUUGGUUUUGUGCAAUUGCCUUACACACUGUAAUCUAAUAAUUAAACACAGGCGGUUAUUAUGUACUCGGAUUUAAGUACUCUAACCUCUGUGUUUCUGUUUGGCGAGUCAGGAUAUUAGAUUUUAAGCCAGAGUUGAAAAGUUUAGAGGUAACCAUAUCUCAUCACCAUUUUUGUUAAAUCAAUCUUGAACAUUUUCCUUUUGUUCAUUUAAACUUUUCCCAUUCAAAACCAAAAUCUUGAGUGAGUCAGAGUAUCACAUGAGCAGAUUUCACCAUAAUGCUUGAAAGUUGUCUGAAACUUCGCUUAGAUUGGAAGCUUUGCCCUCAGCUGCCUCAUAUGUGUCAGAGUUAAACAGUAAAAGGGGUUAUCGGAGGGUUAUAGGGCUAACAAGCCCACAGUCUGACCUGAGUUUGUCAGCGCCAAUCUAGCUAAGUCAAUAUCAAUGUGCUGACUGCUCCACCAGUUGACCUUUUCCACCCUCUUUCAAGGCGUAAAAAAGGAUUGUUGUUACAGUAGAGUGAUAGACUUUUAUUGGCCUUUAUAACUGAGGCUUUUGUUAAGCCUGUGUCCUGCUAAUACCCGUUGGCAAGUCAUUUAAACCUUGAGAAUGCCUACUUUUUAUAAGGUUGCUCACACACCAGUGAGAGCUGCUCUCAACAAUGGUCAUCAAUGACGGUAAGUUAGAGACUGACCUUCCCUUUGCCCCCUUUGGUACCUCACUUUAUGGUACUUCUUGGGGCUCAAAUUUGUCCCCUUUUAAUGGGUUUUUAGACUUAGACUAGUGUCCAGAGUGAGAUUCAGCUUUCAGCUUAGCCUAGAUUCUUUGUUUUAUGGGUCCUUUCCUUAAAGACAUGUUUGGACCAGAGAAGAAUGCAGCUUUAUCGUCGGGCGUUGGUUCUGAUGAUCAUCAUCCCUAUCCUGUUAUUGUCAGGGCAUGCUGGUCAUAGACUACCUCGCCGCUAGCAUGGGGCGUUUUUUUUGUUUUUAUAGGGGUGAGAAGGUGCAGACCAGGUGUGAGGUGCUGUUCAGGUCGUUGUGACUAUGACAGGGGAAUGGGCCAUAAAGCCCCGAGGGUCAUAGAUUUAUGGGUCAUCUGGUGCUGUCCAGGGUCAAAGGUCAGGGAUGCAUGACUUGUCCAGCUCAAUAUUAUUCAACUAUAUGAGGAAAACCUUGAACUGUGUGGCAAGCUAAUGCUAACUAUAGAUCUCAUGUCGUCACUCUUUUACAAUGACUUAAAAUAACCUACAGGUGUCUUUAAAUAGUUAUCCUCUCAUAUAAGUUCAUUGUCAAAGGCUGCUGCUUCUUCUUUGCUAUUUAAUUGUAGGAUGUUGCAGCAUUUAUUGGGGUUCUUUGGCUUCAUAUGUGGCAACAAAAAUCUUAAACCUAGAAAGCAGCGACGUCGUUUCUACAUUAUACUAUAAGGAAAAGUUUUACUCACACUUAGCUUGCAAAAUUGGCUCCAUAACUUUUGUUAAGAUUUGUUAACCAUCUUAGCUUUCAAACUCAUGAAUCCCCUCUUAAAAGGCAGGAUGCUGUGUUGUCCCUCCCCACUAAGAAUUGCUAAUGGACCAGGACAAAGGCUUGAGGUUUGCUGUAAAAGGGUGCCUCUCCUCCCUGGACUUGGCUGCCACAAUGGCUUUGUCCGCAGACCAACACACAUACCACUACAAGUACCAGAAUUCCAAUAUAUCAAAUUAAUUCCAUUUAUUUUUCCUGUUUUUGAUACAUCUAAGCUGCAUUAUUUUUACUGAAGUGACAGCACACCGACAGUCACAAUCCCUGCCUACACAGUGAUAGCUCAACACAUAUUGGUGUUAAUGAGAGGUGAAGAGAUGAGGAUGACUAAGUGCAGCAGUCUCUUCCUGUCAGUCAUGCACAAUUUAAACAAGGAAUGAGCGACAAUGAUUUUUCUCCACUUUUUAGUAUUUUCAUUAAAUCCAACACGUUUUUUGACUAAAAGGGUUAAUAUUCUACUACACAAAGAUCAAUAUUUCAGCCAAACUAGCAGUUGAUGUGUUUGGGCUGCAGAGGCGUAUCCAGACUUUUUUGAUCAGGGUGGCCUGGGACACUGACUUAUUUGGGGGGCUGUCCAUAGAAGAUGUGUGCACACACAAAUAAAAUGUGUUCACCCUGUCUCCUGCAAUCAUGACAAAUAACUACUAACAUUUGAAAAAUCUACUGAUUUAAUACCUUCUAGUGUUGUGUCAUUUGCGAACGAUUCGUUCAAAAGAACCAAAUCUUUUAAGUGAACGUACUGAACCGAAUCACUACCUUGAGUGAUUCAUUCAUUUCUUACUUCAGUUGAGCUGAAGUGAGAAACAGCAUUGCCAGGCCAGCAGCGAGCAAACAAGGAACCACAUGCACCGACGACUGAAUCACUUUGCGAACAACUUGCAUACGAUAGGACACAGAAUGUAACAAAUAGUGCAUUAAACCCGCAGCAUCCUAUCAUUGCAGCGGUUCGUGAGGGAACGGUGCAUGCUCAAUAUGAAUUCUUCUAAACAUCCAGUGAACAAAUCACUCACUGAGCCCAAUUUACUGAGCAGACCUGAUAAAUGGUGUACAAUAGGACAGUACACUUAAAACAUCAUGACUUUUUCCAAAGCAACACAACCUAACACUCUUGUCUCCCAGUCCCAGAAACUAUGAAUUGAACUGAAUCCUGAAACGUUCAGCUGUGUAUCAGUUCAGGAGGUCGGGGUUGCAGGCCUCUCCUGCCAAGUAAUAAGUGAUUUGGUGAACGAAUCUUUUGAACUAAUCUUCUUAGUGAACUGAUUCUAGUGAUUCAGUACAUCUAGAAGAACUGCCGUGCCCAUCACUAAUACCUUCUUGAUGGAUUUGAAAAGUUAUUGGCCUAAGUUCACAAUCAAAGUACUAAGACAGCAAACUUAUUUGCACUGCCUAACUUUGAGAAAUGAAUGAUUAGGUAAUGUUUGUAGUGUUAAGCAGUUUGCCUGCCAUUUUUCUGGACUCUUCCCUCACAUCUGUCCUGUAUUAUAGAUGAUUGGAGUUUCUUUGACAAUUUGAAGUAAAAAAGAAAGAAAGAACAUGCACUACAUUGAAAAGCCUGAACACUAUGUUGAAACAUAUAGUCCAAAAAGUUUAUUUUUAUCCACCUCUGACAUGGCAAAUAGCCUCUUAAAGUGUAUAGUUUUAGGGUGGCACCCAGAGUCCUCAAUCAGGUAUCUUUGAACAUGUCCCUGCAUGUCUUUAUUCCCUUGGUGAUCAAACUGUGGGCAUGUACUGUUUAGUGAUGUAGUAAAAGCAACAUUUUUUAAACCCUUACAAUCUAUGUUAUAUAAGCAUACUAAAAUCCCUGCUGUGUAAAUGCUUCACGCAUGUGUUCUCAUUUAUAAAAUCACACCCUGAUGUCAUCUCCACAAAAUUAAACAGCUGCAAAACUGUUAAUAAAGAAAGCAAUCCAAGCUGUCUUAAUAGAUUCCUUGCCUCCCAAUAAAAUGUCCAACUGCUUUGUUUCACACCCUUUAAGUAUGUUAACUCUCGCAGUCAAACAUGGUGUUAAAAAGGAUGAACUUUUCUAUCCCCCUUCGACGCAGUUACGUUCGCUAUAAAACAUGUCCUUUUGGGAGAGAGAGUAACACUUUGACUUUGCAACCAAACAACAGUAAAAGGAUGCAAAAGGUGCAACUGUCCAGAGUUUGACCUGAACCGGCCACUUUUGUUUUCUGAAGCAACAGGAAGAGUAUCACGUUCUGACAUUCCUACAGAGGUGAAGGAGAGGCAGAGGUCAACUGCAUCCUCCUCCAAGGGAUGUUUCUCUGGAUGUACAUUUGGCCUGGAUAUGUUGACAGUUUUAGACCCUUUUGAAACAGAACAAGGCAAAUGGUGAGUUUGGAUUUAAGCCAAUUCUAACAAUGGAGGACUCUGAAGGUUUAGUUGAUUCUUCACUAUUUAGGAUAUGGAUAAGACCCAUGGUUUGAUCUAAAAAAAUAGAGAGAAAAGGGAAAAAAAAAUAGGAUAAUCCAAAAACUGACAAUAACACACCUCACUUUUGCUUUUAAAACAACUUCACUGAUUAUUUCAUCAUCAAAAUUGUCAUCUACUCUUUGAAGCAUUACUACAUCAUUUGGCACUACUUUCCAGAGUUGCCACAUAUAAUCCCAUGAUAUAGUUACAUAGUGCUUUAACAUGACUUGACAAAGUUGAGCUUAACAGUGAUGGACAUGUGUAACCCUCUCUCAGACUAUGUUAAGCUGAUAAUAACAGCUUUGUGGUUGAAGUAGUCCCUUUCGGUAGGCUUUCUGUAAUUCAUAUAUAAUAGGACUCCUGGCUCUUAGACUUGCUGACAUCAUGAUCAGUCAUAGGCAGGGGUUACAUGAGGCUAAACAAAGAAAGUGUUAAUGGUGGGAAGUGUUUUGUUGCAGUGGACUACAUAGAGCAUCUUUGUUCCCUCAAUCCAACAAUCAGUCUGUAAUCAUGGAGCUGAAUAUAGCAAACAGCCCUGACAAGUUAGCACGCAGGAGUGGAAACACAAACCAUCACACAAACCAAACCCCGACUGUAACGUUCACCACCUAACCCACAUCUUUGAGCGGGGAAGGAGGAAGAAGAUUGUCAUGUGAAAGCUGUUGUGGAGUUUGGGUUAGUAAUUGUAAAAAAAAAAAAGCGGGUAAACUGAGCUCCACCAUCGCUAAUGUGCUGCUUUAAAGCGCAGUUCCUCUGGCGGUGGUUCUCAUUUGGAAGCAUAUGUUUUAAACUCAAGGGGAGGGUCACCAGAGGAGAGACGCCUGGUUCUGCCUUAGCCGACCGUGACUGGCUGUUCUGAGGUUAAGGGGCUGGGCUGAGGUUGAGAGGGCUGGGUUGAGGAGGAGGCGGAGGAGGAGGAGUGGGUGAGGGUGGAAUGACCAUCUGGUUGAGCUCCUCCAUGUACACGCACACGCACACACCCAUCUCAAACACUCUCUCCCACGCACUCAGACAGACAUCUCCUGGACUGUUUUACUGUCUUGGCAUUGAUAUGGGCUGUUACAGCGCUGACAGCUCUGCGAGAGAAGGCUGACUGCUUCUGUGCUGGAAUUAGAGCUCUGAGGAUCUUUGCUUAUAUAUGAAGCCCAGAGGCUGGAGACAAAUCUAGGAGAGGUGGAGAUAGUUAUGAUAAGAUCCCUUCGCAUGCUCGCCUCAAGAGACUUGGCCUACACUAAGGUAAGACUGGCACGAGACUGACUCAAGAUUUCAUCUGUUUCUUUAUCUUUUUUUCUCAGAGGAAUUUGCCCUCUUUGAAAUGAGGUGGUAAGAAAACAUUACCUGAACAAGAGAAAAUGUCAGAUUGCUGAACUAUAGUUUUGGCCAAGCCAGUUGAAAUCAGUUUUGUGUGGAUAACAACGUGCUCACUCUGAGAGACAUCUGUAUUUCUCAGAUCAAAGUUUUCCUCCAGAAGGUUCAAAAUGAAGACUUCAGUUAAGAUGCCCACACUAUACUAAAAAACACAGUUCAGGACUGUUCGUGUAUGUAUGUGUUUGAUGUCUGCUGUGUGACAGCAGCACGUGCUGCUGAGUCUUAGUUCAGUCUGCCUAACAUGCAGGUGGUCUCCUGAGUGUAUAUCUCUGUGGGGAUGUCACUCCCAUCCAUUUGGUCUUGAGAAAACAACUUCCCUGGCCAUGAAAGGAGGCCUGACCAAACUCCAGCCAUGUAGCACCUCAACGCUGCCAUGAAUACAUCCCAAGUCUUGUUAUUCAGUUGUCUUGCAGUCACUUUUGUACAAAAGAGUCUAAACAGUCUGGUUCAUCCUGCAGAUUGUUUGCUUUUACUUCCUUAGAUUACCUCUGUUUGUUUUACAUUAGCUCACGAUAGUUGACAGGCUGUCAUUUGAGUAAAUCUGAGUGUUACAAAGAGAGAAAACACACUGCGUAUUUUCCUGAACUUCAGAUGUGUCUUGUCUAACAUAAAAAAACAGAUUUGUCUGACUAUGAACUCAAUGGGGCCAAGGAACUGAAAAUCUUGUUUUUCUCUACAAGUAGAGCCUAUCCUGCGUUGCUGAGCUUGCAGGAGCCAAGUCAAACAUGUUGGGCCGGUCCAAACUGACAGAGAGCACUGUGUUGAGUUGUGUGCAUGUCCAUCAUCCACUUCCUAAAGGGAAUAUAGUCAGUAAUUCAGACCAGCAGCUUCGUAUUUUUCCCUCUGCCCUCUCUUAAGGGUUGUUAAUUCAACACUCUGGUGUCUAGAUUCGGGGUACUCUGGCUGAAGUGUUGUUGAAUGCUUUACUAAAAUGUCAUUUUGUGGCUGUAUGUACUGGUCUCUAACAUAAUGAAGUCCUGAUGUGUGUUAACUAAACACUGGAGUUAACACGUGCAAAUACAAACCUGUGGUUGACCUGUUCUUUGAUGGAUCUGGAUUGCACUGAGAUCCUGUGAAUAGUAAGGACUUUCUGCGCCUCCACACUAUCAGAGUCUCUUUCUCGAGAGCACAGCCCUUUCCAUUCAUUCCAGCUAUCUUGUGGGAUGUUUUCAAAUCUUCAAUCACUGAAAACCAUUCAGAGCAGGCAUGUGUCCCAGCUUCCCUCUUCCGCCUACCUUGACUUAAAUUUCCUCUCUUUUGUUGAACAAGACACAUUUACAUUCUCUUACAUGUCACUCACUCUGUUUAAGCCUCAGUCUGAUAGCACCCCCAACAGCCUCUGGCCCUCUGUAGGCAGAUCAGUCAGAUAUGCAAGCCUGCAGCUCCCAAAGCCAUGUUAACAAGCACCUUUACAAAAGAGCGAGGGGCUGUUAAUCAUGCAAGUCUGCAGGGGUCUGGCUAGUGUGGGAGGAGGGCAGGGCAAGGGGGAGCAGAACAUUGAGAAUAGGAGUUCAAACUAAUCUCAUAAACCAUAGGCUCCUUGUUGGGAGAAAAACUUUAAAAGCCAGAACAAGUGAUGAGUCAGUGACUUGGCAACUCAGUCAAAGCAUGAAUGUGUUAGUUGGCUCUGAGCUUCUGUCAUUCAAAAUAUUAGGGAAGCAUGAUCGGCGAAAUCAGAGACAAUGAGCAACAUGACUUCUAAAGGAAGAAUUAGCAUGCAAGCAGAUGUUCUGUAUAAAACAUCCUGUGCUUUAGCGAUCCACAUAUUUAUUCCUCUUUGGAGCCUGGCGUGAAUUCAAGCCUGACAUUCCUGUGAGUCAGGUUUGGCUUUGUGAUACAUCCUCACAGAUUCUUGGCCAACACGUGGAAGCAAACAUCUUUCUAACAAAUGUUUUGCAUGAGUGAGUGUGUGCGCUUGAUAAAAUGUGAGGCUGUGAAGUCUUGGCUCCUGACUCAACCUGCCUAUAGUUAGCCAUCUCCCAAAUGAAACCCAAGCUGCUCUCAAACAAGGCCACAUUUUUGCAGGUUAUUUUGGUCUCAUUUGCAAGUCAAUAGAUGUGAAAAAGAACAAGAGACAGUGUCUUGUUUCUCACUCCCCAUUCUCAUCCGAGGACAGGUUAUCAGAGUUUGAGGGCUUCAACUGUCAUGUAUGAGGAGAUAACACACCGAAUCUUCAGGAGAAAAAAAGGCUUAAAGUGAGAUAAACAGUCUCUUGAUGGAACAAGUCUUCAGUGGAUUCCUUUACAAAGGCGCCAUUGUUCAGCACAUCAGAGGCGUUAUAAUGGGACGUGCCAUAAGCCAGUCCGCCUGACUCGACACUAUGUGGCACAAUUCAGGCAUGGAUCCUCCUCAAAAGUGCCAAAUGCCACCGCUAUCCAUCAUGCUCAGCAGGUAUGUUGUUAGGCAUUGGCAAAGCUGCAGAGGCUGACAUGUCCUUGAGGGAGAUGUUUUGAUAUGAAUGAUGAGUAGAUACCAAGAUGCCUGGUAUGCUGUCUAUGCAGCACUAAAUCAUCAGUAGAAGGGUCUUGUGUGCCACUAACUUGGAAAGAAGAGCCAAGAGCACACAGCUGAAUGACAGUUCAGGUUGGUGCUUGCGUGGACCAGCUCAGCCCUCAGUAGCCUGUGUCAAUGUUGGCCCCGACAUAAAUUCUGUGUAUACAUUCCCUUCUUAUGUAUGCAUAGGAGCUGCACGCUCCCAGAGGCAGCCGGGCAUAUAUAUCAUUCCAGGAGAGAGCACAGACUUUCAGGCCACUACUCUACUGUCACGCCUGUGUUCAAAGGCUGCACUCAAGUGUGUCUGGUUUUCUCAGCUGUCUCUCCACGGCCCUCGGUGCCCUUGCUGGCCAUAGGGGGUGGAGGUUUGGGGGUGGUGGUGUAAGGGCCAGGCUGCUGGACGCUGACUGGUCUCCCAUUUGAUCUCAGCCAGAGCCUUUGGCCUGUGAGAAAUGACCACAACUGGACACACAUUCAUCAGCUCCUCGUCUGCUCGGUCCUCAAAGAGUUAAACAGCAGCUCUGUAAGUCACUGAGUUUGGUUAGUUUAUUAAUUGAUUUCCUUCUCAAACUUGAAUCAGUGGUAUUUCCCGACUGGUUACAAAUUUGACAAACCAGGAGACAAUGCAGUAAGGUGAGACUUUGAAAGGAAAGGGGCGUCAUACGAUUUCUUUUUUGGCAUUCACUGUUGUUAAAGUAAAUGAAAUUUAAGGGUCUCACUUUAAAAGCUUCACUGUGGAUGGCACAACUCGUAAAUCCAGAAUACUAACACAAAUAUCUUAGCUUUUACUUCAAUACUGUUCUUUUUCUCCCAUCACAUAAAUUUUAAGACUUAAUAAAUGUCAAUAGGGCUGUAAAGUUUGUUGUUUGGUUUCUAUUGUUAAGUAGAAACAAAACAAUCUGUCAAAAAGUCAUGUCUGCACGGAUUAAGGCCAAAACUGUGCAUCUCUUUGACUUUCCUUUCAACUGUCAAUUAUCAUUCGACCCUAUCCAUCUAAACCCCUCAAAAUCAAUCUCUCCCUGUCCAACAACUUCACCUGGUGUUGUCCUGUCCAUCUCAAAGAUGAAAAGACGAUCAGACACUCGGUGUAGCAGGUUGGAAAACAAACAGUCCAAAGAAAAAAGGGAGAUGAAGGGAGAGACCAGGCUUGUGGACAUUCCCCAUAUGGUGGCCCCGUCUUAAGGCCGGCACUGUGUUUAUACAGACUUCAGGCUCAACUGAUCAAGCCAGCAUCAGAUCUCAUGAGGUGGCCUCUCUCUUGGGACAUAGGAUGACGCAGCAGUGAGGCGGGCUGAAUGAUGACUCAUUCAGACCUCAGCUCCACAGCGAAGAAGUCAACUUAAAGAUUGGACAGCCAGAGUCUGAAAACUGAACUGUAGUCGAGAAAAGGAAGGUGAGGUUUGCAAGACAUUACCCAAGCGUGGGUGUACCUAUAAGUAACGAUGAGUUUUUCCUGCCUUAAAGAACAGCUAACGGGUUGUUAAUGCCAAUUUUAACAUGAUGUCAAGUCACAAAGCGUUGGGAAUUUCCUAAAGGUCUUCAUAUCCUCAAAAGCCACAUGAGGAAAACACAUUUUUAACCGGAGCCACAACAGCAGUGAAAGGGUACAGUUCUCUUUAUGAGUGCUUUUAUCAAGUUGACUCAUCACUAGUAAACCGAACCAAGAAAACCUUUCUCGAAUACCAUAAUUGGCUUUUGAGGGGGCUGUGUGCCUUAUGAAAGUGACAGUGAUGCUGUGAUUCAGCUGGUGGUUAGCACUCAAGGAAAUUACACUGACAUGACGAAGAGAUCGGUUGAAGUGAAGAUAGUAUUAUAAGGGAUUUCACUGACGUAAUGGUUCCUAAAGUUCUCCCUAUCCUCACCCAAAGUCUUCUGUCCUUCCGCUGACCUUCCUUUUUGUUUUUGUCUCGUCUAGUAAAAAAAGAGUCUGAUGAGCCUGGCGAGCGCAGCAGCGUCGGCGGCUGGCCUCCAGGGUGGAGCGCGCCAGCGAGACUUGAUGAUGGAGCAGAAAGUCAGUAAGCUGACCUCCGCCUUCCAACGCAGCUCCACCUCUGAUGAUGACUCAGGGUGUGCACUGGAGGAGUAUGCCUGGGUACCACCUGGCCUGAGACCUGAACAGGUGAGUUACAUAUUACACUGAAAAACUCGGAUGGCUGUUUUGGAGAUUAAUGAAGGUGUUUUGAGAUGAGCUGAAGUAGGGCUGAGUGACAAACCGAAAUUUUACAGAUACCGAAAUUUACAACAAUAACCAACGUCAUUUUGACCAUAUCGGUAUGUUCGGUGGCAAAAUAAAGAAAUAAAUAAAAGUUGGUUUUGGAUGUGUGUAGGUAGGCUAUGCUCUCAUGUCCCAUAAGAUGCUGCCCUAAGUCGGAGACAUGACUCCGUAACAAAGAGGGAAAGACAGGUGAGGAGAUGGAGAACGGUUCAAAAGUUGUAGCGGCUGGAGCGGCGGCUGAAGUAGACGUAGUUGAUGUGGGAGGGGGUAAUCGCCCAGCCCUAAACUGGAGCAAUCCGAAAUCCUGGGCAGUUUGGAUCAGGCUUUUCUUUGCUAUAGAGAAAUAGUCACAGCAUGAUACUGUUAGCUUUGAUUGUGGUGCCUAUCUCAUUGGUUAAGCAAUCAUCAUUCCCCAAAUCACCAUGGUGAAUAAUAUUGGAUCCUCCUGACAGGGAAUAAAAACAGUGCUGACCUGAUUUUAACUCCCUUCUAGCCUAUUUUCCUGGCCCAGAUAAAUGCUAUUCAGCACAUCAGUGAAUACAACACACCAGCUACAGUCUCUUGAUAAUGGCACUUAAAGGACAAGCAACAUAUUUCUUAAAACUUCUGCUUGCUCCCUUUUAUCAGGCUCUACCAUGGAGCCAGUAAAAGACAGGAUGUGUGUACUUCAAUUUACAAACUGUGGCAUGGCAGGGUCUGCUUGUCAUUAUCACAGAUCUGUUAAGAAGAGGACUCGGUGGGCUGAGACCACUGCUGGUGGCAGAAUGAAUAAUCACGGGGCUGUCUUUUAACAAGCCUUCCUCUCCACAAACACAGGCAGGGCUGUUAGUUGUGUCCGCAGGGCAGCCAGUGUGAUGUGGCACUUUACCCAAUCUGCUGCAUUUUUCCUUCCCCUCAUUUUUCUUUCUUUUCUUGCUGUGAUCUCUCUUCUUCUCCGUGUCUCUCCAUCCCUCUUCCCUUGUUAAACUACACACAUGGAAGCAAUGAGGGCGAGAGGAGUUCUCAGCUACAGAGAACCUUAAAUCCCAAACAAGCAGAGGCUUUUGUUUUGGAAAUGCAUGGGUCAACUGUAAUGUCUUUACUGCAGCCAUUGCCCUGAAUAGGCCAAGUAUUACGGGUCAUCAUUACAGUGAAGACACACAUGGAGAGCUUGGGUGAUAGCAGACUGUUCCCCAGCCCCAAGGGUGCUGGAUGAGGGGUAAUAGCUACAUCAAAAUGUGCAUAAUUUAUGGUCAGGGGGGGGCAAACGCUGGGUUGAUUGUCAGGGUAAACUGCCGUUACCCCCUCUAGACGACCAAAGCUGCAGGAAGCCACCCCAACACACAAGACAAGCACAUCCCACCUCUUUAUCUGGCCGGCUGUAAUAGCCCCUCCCUCAUAAAGUUUAGUUUUCAGUGGCCAGCCCCAAGGGUCAAAGUGCCACUGCAACAAGCUGCUUUGUCCCAUCCUUUAGAGACAAGCAUAUGACUGGAAAAGUACAACCUUUAAACUGAUUUGACCUGUUGACCUAUUUUCACUCUGGUUUAUGAAGUUUAUCACCUCCCUGCAGUCAUCAAAACAUUAACGCUCUGUGUUGUUAUUUAGAAAUAAAUCUAACAUGUGGAGUUAGGUAACAGUCCAACAUUUCAAUAACACAAAGUCAGUCUUCCAUAUAUUUUAACACCGCGCCAUCCCAGAAUGUGUCUCAUUACAAGUUUAUGUGUUAGUCUCUGGUCCCUUGGAAAAUAAUUUGUGUUCCUAAAUAUGGAUCGUUCAUCCAAGAUCAUUACGAUGAAAGAUUACUGCAAUUCGCUGGUUAAAUUUUUUGUUUAAAGUAGCUCAACUUCUAACAGAUAUAUGUUCAUGAUUGAUGACUACACAUGCUUGAAAAUAUAUAACUUGGAACGGAUAUCAGUUGUCUUUCAUGGUUAUGUGUUGAAUCUUUCAGUUUGAACAAGGAAGUGUUUAACGCCUUGUCACUUGUAUAUUUAGUGUUUUUUUAAAUCAGGCUCACACAUCACUGAGGCUUUCCAAACUGUCUAGACAUAAAACAGUGUUCCUGUGACUAAUGUUUCUUCUGCAUGCUAUGAUUCCUCCAGGUCCAGUUAUACUUCUCCUGUCUGCCUGAGGAUAAGAUCCCCUACGUGAACAGUCCAGGAGAGAAGUUCAGAAUCAAGCAGCUCCUCUACCAACUUCCACCACAUGAUAAUGAGGUGAGAAUAUUAUGUGUGCAUGUGGAAAUGAAGGUAUCAUAAAACUUGUCCCAGCAGGUCCUCUCAUUUCAGCCUCUCUCAAUUCUGUUGGAGUAGUUCUAUCUGAAAAACCCACAGCGUUAAUAACUGCGCCAUCUUUAUGCCAUGCCACAUCUGUGAAGCCUUGGCAGUCACGCUGACACCACACUAGGGGAUUUUUGUUCCACAAUCAUGUAGACUUGUAGAGUGGGCACAAUGUGACUUUUGACUUGAUGAUUUUAUGAUGUUUGCCAGGAGCCCCCACCAGCAGGAUUCCUGUCAUAGCAGUGGUUUUUACGAGGACCGCUCAGCGGGAGAGAGGGGCUGUGGUUGAAAGAGGCUUUAUGUGAUGCCACCACCACAGUGGCACCACGGUUCAGCUUGGCUGUCUCUCUUCUUUUGUUGCCCGUCCUCUUGAUUUCACUCUAAACACAGGCCUUGUUUGUGUAAACGUCUGCUUUCCCUCUUGUUAAGGCUUUAGGAAACAUCAAAAAGGUUCGUUGUAAAAAUGAUGUUCUCAAUCAGAGGCUGUGGGUGGAGAUAUUUAGGGGGUGUAGGAAGGGCAAGCUGGGGUCAAGAGGUACCUUUGUUCAGCAUGCUCUGGUAUGCACUCUGCCCUCGCUUAUACUUAUCGAAGUUUAUCACCUUUUAGUGACCUGCAGCUUUUCAAAGAUGAAAAAAAGAGAAUCUCACUUGAACCCCUUUUGAUGAUUUUUUUCUUGCAUAUUUUUUUUAGCAUUUUACAGUAGAAAUAAAAAACAUCAUUCCUUGGUGCAAUGAGUGGAUGUUAACUGACAACUUGGCAUUUUCUUCCCAGGUGCGUUACUGCCAGUCUCUCAGCGAGGAGGAGAAGAAGGAGCUACUCAUGUUCAGCGUCCAGAGGAAGAAAGAAGCUCUCGGAAGGGGAACAAUAAAACUGCUGCCCCGCAAUCUGCUGAAGAGCAUUUGUGAGCAUGUACGUUUCAUGUCUUACAUGCAUGAGGGUUUCAUGACUGUUAAUAUGGACAGAAUAAUUACUUGUUAAUGUGUUUUUAAGCCUAUAUUAUAAGAGCAACAGCCCAUUGCAACUAUUGUGUUGCACAGAUGUGUCUGCUUAUCUUCUACACAUCUUCUCUUCGGGUAGUCAGGUAAUCUAGUUUCAGUUUUGGCAAGAGUAUGCAGAAAUAAGCUGAGGCUUGAUUUCAGCCUUGCAGACAAAAAGUUUUCUUUGCUUUUUCUCUUUGAGUGGUUUGGACUGACUAAUGGUAGUGUUUUCACUGGUAUUCACACGAUUCCAAAACUUUCACAUGUAUAAAAAAAUGAUUUUCUUCACACUUUGUGCUGGUCAGAACUGCCAGAAAACAGACACGUCUAGGGCUGCAGUCGGGACAACCCAGCAUGCAGAUGGACUAUAUUUUGACCUCUUCAUCAACAGAGCAAUUAGGCUUGAAAAUCACAAUGUUCAAGUUUAGACCAGAAAAUUUGUGUUGCAUGACAUACAAAUUUGAACUUAACAGAAGCGUGUGGUUUUAAAAGAGAAGCAAUUAAGUAUCCAGACUUCAUUCCUAAUUUGAUCUUGUCACACAACUCCUUGAAACUCCUGCUAAAGAGCUGUUUCAGAGUCAUUUACUCAACCAUACCAUCAUCUUGUGUGUUGCAGUGCGGUGAAAACAUCAAUGGUGGAGAGAUGGCUGUGUUCGCCUCAAGGGCGGGCCCUGGGCUGUGCUGGCACCCAGCAUGCUUUGCCUGCUCAACAUGCAGCGAACUGCUGGUGGAUUUGAUCUACUUCUACCAUGAUGGAAAGAUCCACUGUGGAAGGCACCAUGCUGAGCUACUCAAACCGCGCUGCUCAGCCUGUGACGAGGUAAAACCACAAGACUGAAAUACUGAAAGAAAACAAUGUAGUAAAGGGCCAAACUUUAGGAGUCUGACAGUCAAGAAAUUCUCUGGGAUAGUACUAACAUUUACUUAAGAUCUACACUGUCUUGGAUUUAAUGUGUAACCCGGUUCAAUGUCUCGACAGAUCAUCUUUGCUGAUGAGUGCACUGAGGCAGAGGGGCGCCAUUGGCACAUGAAGCACUUCUCCUGUUUUGAAUGUGAGACUAUUCUUGGAGGGCAACGCUACAUCAUGAAGGAUGGCAGACCAUAUUGUUGUGGCUGCUUUGAAUCUCUCUAUGCGGAGUACUGUGAGGCCUGUGGAGAACAUAUUGGUAAGAUGAUUUUCUUUGAGAGAAUCAAAUCAAAACAUGUUAGUGCUUUUGGACCAAAAGAACCAGUUGUAGUUCCAGGAACUUCUCUUCUCUUCUCUUUCUCUCUAUGAAAAUAUGUAGCUGUCCGUGUUUCCAUUGCAAUUUGAUGUUCUGUAAAACUAUUCAGUUGUUCAGGCCAACGACAUGUGGAGAACAGGUCCAGGGCAGUUAAUUUGUAAACAAAGUCGCUUGGGCAUAGCUCAACAAAAACAUCACAAAUCAUAUUGGCAGCAUGCGAGUUGUACUAAUGAUUAAAUAACAUUAGGUUACUAGAAAUAUUUGCUUUUGCACCAUCUCCAUUUUGUGCCUGUCUGCACAAAACGUUUUCAGAAAAGACCAACUUGAAAUGGAGAAAAGAGGAAAUAUUCCAAUGCAAUCUCUCCUCCAGCAGCUGCCAGUCUUUAAUAUGUAAAAUAAGGACCUGUGUUUAAAUGUAAUUUAGAGUCUUCAGGCCUUGCCCAUUAAGUUCCCCAGACUUUUGGAAAGCACCGUCCUGUCUGUAGAAACUUAAUUACCCUGGAACAAAAUUUAGACCCAGGUUCCUGCUAUUGCGCAGAGUUCCUCAAAAGGUUAGUCAGGGUUACUUCCUGCCGUCUACAAGUUUCUGUCACAUUUUUUUGACUUCCAGUUUUACAUGGCUAACCAUCUUAAUAUCCUUUUUUUCCAGGUGUUGAUCAUGCUCAAAUGACCUAUGAUGGGCUCCACUGGCAUGCGACCGAGAGCUGCUUUAGUUGUGCGCAGUGUAAAAGUUCCCUACUGGGCUGUCCCUUCUUGCCCCACCAAGGCCGCAUCUACUGCUCCAAGGCCUGCAGUAUUGGAGAAGAUGUGCAUGCCUCUGACUCUUCUGAUUCUGCUUUCCAGUCAGCACGGUCACGAGAAUCUCGGCGCAGUGUGCGCAUGGGAAAAAGCAGUCGGUCAGCUGACCAGUGCAGACAGUCGCUCCUCUUCUCACCGUCUGUCAACUAUAAGUUCCCAGGCUUCAGUGGAAAUGCUGAUGACACCCUGACCAACAAGCUUGCACACAUGAACUUAUCUGAUGAGCAUUUCUGGAGGGGACGUAAUGAGGAGAACGAGGCACCUGAAGAUCAGGAGGAGGAGUGGGCUGAGCAUGAAGACUACAUGACUCAACUGUUAUUGAAAUUUGGGGAACAUGGUGUCUUCCAGCAAGCCAGUGACUCCAGACCCACUGAUUUCUGGAUUGCUGAAAAGGAAGCCAAGCUGAAGCAGGAGUCUUCAAAACCUGGCACUGGGAGUGGAGGGGGAAGGGGGAGCCUGGCAAGUAAGAAGUACCAGGCUGACAUGUACUGGGCCCAGUCACAGGAUGGGCUUGGGGACUCAGCUUAUGGAAGUCAUCCCGGGCCAGCUAGCAGCAGAAAGAUCCAGGAGUUGGAGUUGGAUCAUGGAGCUGGAGGAGGCUUCCAGGGAGAGGAGCCACAGUGGUACAAUGACUCUUUGGAGUGUAUCACAGAUGAGUUCAAGAAAACGGAUCAGAGCGUCCGGGACUCCAUGGAUUCACUGGCACUCUCCAAUAUUACCGGUGAGUGGACUUGUCAUGAUAAAUAAAAUUUAGAUUUUUUUUUUCCAAUGUGAUGACCAUGGUUUGCUCUUAGACCCAUAUACUUACUAAAUUUUCCUCUCUCCUAUCCAGGGGCAUCUGUAGAUGGUGAUAAUAAAGACAGACAACUGGUAUAUUCCCUGCAAGGAUUCCAUGAACUGGAGACUGAAGAGUGUGAGAAAACCAGUAAUAUGGGAACCCUCAACUCCUCAAUGUUACAUAGAAGUGCCAAUUCCUUGAAGAGCCUUGUAUCAGAGCAGGAAGAAGAGUUUGAAGAAAAUGUUCCUGAGGAAGAGGAGGUGCCUCUUCCAGCAGACAUGCCCAAACCUCAUGUACCUGCUAUCAGGAGGACACGCUCACAAUCCAGACCUCAGCAGGUCAAGUUCUCUGAUGAUGUGAUUGAUAAUGGCCAUUACUGUGAUCUCCCAGUGCGCCAGCCACCUAUGAGUGAACGGACACGUCGGAGAGUGUACCACUUUGAGGAGCAGGGCCAGGAUCUUCACUCUGGUCGCCACCAUCACCACCGCAGGAGGCAUCGCAGUCGCAAGUCUCGCUCUGACAAUGCUCUUAACCUACUGCCGAAGGAGAGGGCCAGAAUGUGCUACAAAGUGGACCACAGGGGAAAUGCACUUGGGCCUAAGGGGCAUCAAGCCUUUCUGGGCCACCCAAACACUGCUGCCAUGCCAGACUAUGGGCCACAGGGCCCAGCCAUGGGGAGGUUCUUGGGACUAUAUGGGGAGGAUGAUGAUUGGUGCUCCACAUGCUCUUCUUCCUCCUCUGAUUCUGAGGAAGAAGGCUUUUUCCUGGGUCAGCCCAUUCCUCAGCCAAGGACUGUUCGACACUACUAUGCAGAUGACUUGCCAAGCCCUGUGGCAGGCAUGUCCUCUCCUUCUUAUGGCCUACGGACUAAGUCCAAAAAGAAAAAAGGGCACAAGGGGAAAAACUGUAUCAUUUCAUGAUAGUUCCUGACUCACCUCUCUUUAGCUUUGUGUAUUGCUCUGCCACUCACAUCUGCUUCUAAUAUUCACCAUUCAAUGCAUUAACAGUUUGCUUUCUAUUAAAUGUUUCACAGCACUCAAUUUACUGAAUGUUGAUGCAAGACACAGGUCCCUCUUUUGCAACUUUAUAGGUGUGGUAUUACAAUUUUUCCAGUAAAAUUGCAAGGUAUUUUAGAGUGAUACAUAUUUAAGAACAACUGUUUAAACUGUGUUUCACAGUUAAGACAUCGAUGUAAAUAUUGUAGAAUUAAAAAAAAAACAAUGGCUAUUUUUAUACCCCUGAGUUCAUGAUAUGCUUUGUGCUAAAACAGCAAACAAUCAAUUCGGCAGUUAACAUUGAGCCAUAAUCCUGAGGUAAUGUCAGAUAUUCAACGGCAGACCACCUCUGGCCCAGUAUCUUCAAAAGUGUUGCCUUCCAGGCUUGAACAGCAUAACAUGAGAGAAACACUGUGUAUUAAAAAGCUUGGUUGAGUGGUGUAUUUAUGGGUCACAGCAUUGUAAGCAUAUCUUUAUAAUCUGUAUAAAUGUACAAACUGGAAUAUAAGGCUAAGAUAGAUGAUAACUGUAAUAAAUAUCUAUAUAUCAUG
Messenger RNA from Xyrichtys novacula (pearly razorfish), 39387 nucleotides. Lineage: Eukaryota; Metazoa; Chordata; Actinopteri; Labriformes; Labridae. The record is from the annotation of a GenBank genome assembly.